UUCCCGGUGCGGACGUGCGUUUGGCGGUGGAAAUUCUUUAGCAUUCGGGAAAUUCGGAAAACAAAAAUCGGAAAAAAAUAACACAAUACUACCGCUCGUUGUAACACUCGGUUAUUUGCGGUUUUUCGGUUUUUUUGGUUUUUUCGCUGGCUGCACUCUAAUUUCAUUAGCCGGAAGGGAAAAUGUCCACCGGGCAGUGCAAAUAAUCCGGAGGCAGAUGAAGAAAGAGGAGCCAAUGAACUUGUGGACAACUUGAGACGACCACAAGGAGGGGAAUCCCCUGUUUUGGGAGGUCAAGGAACAUCAAGGAGUCAGGAGUCAUGGGCGACCUACAGGCCACCAUCGAAUUCGUCGUCGAGCUGCACAAGUUCUUCAAUGUGGAUUUGUUUCAGCGCGGGCUCUACCAGGUGCGCUGUGGCCUGCGUGUUUCGCCCCGUUUACCUGUGCAGGUGGAGACGAGCAUUCCGGAAGCCAAUGGCCCCGGAAAACAGAACGGACACGCGAACGGGGGCUCCACCGACCAUGGAAGCAGCGACAGCGAGAGGGGGGAACAACUGUCGCCGGGGGAAGUGCCACGCCUCCACGAGGCGCCACCGGGGGGCAGCUGCACAUCCGCCUCCGUUAUCAACGGCAGCGGCGCCUCCCGCAUCUUCCAAAUACUCUAUCGCAACGAGGAGGUUCCACUGCGCGACAUCAUCCACUUCAGGUGCCAUUUACUAGUCGACAGUCGUCACCUCAAGGAGUCCAUUGAACGGGCCGAGUUCUCGCUGCAGUUGGAGCUCUGGUUUGGCGAGCAGAACGGCACGAGCAGCCUGAACGGCAAUGGCAGUGGAAUGGGAAUGGGCAGCUUCUCGGGACCGAGUAGUUCCAGCCUGACACUGGCCUCCUCGAGGAACCUGCAGCUGAACUUCCAUCCGGGACGUGGCCUUCACUACCAUCUGCCCGUGCUCUUCGACUACUUCCAUCUGGCGGCCAUCAGUGUGGGUAUCCAUGCCAGCCUUGUGGCCCUCCAUCAGCCGUAUAUCAAGAAAAGCAUGUUCUCGUAUAUGAAAUUCUGUGCCCCUCGCAGUUCGAAGCCGUGGAGUGCGGGCAAGCUGAGCUGCAGGGGAAACACUUCGCCGGGACCCUUGGAGGCGGUGUUCUUUGGACCCCAGAUCGGUGGCACCACCAAGUGCAGCGGCGGUCCGGCGGGCAGGCUGCUCCAAUCCAGAGCCAUUCACCGGGAGAUUUGCUGUUUGCUGCUAGGUGCCGUUGAACAACUGAAGGCCACUCUGAACGAGUUCAGUACAGUGUUACCUCCGAGUAUAAACUCGCAGAUAGGAUCUCCACCUUUACGAGAAAAUGACACGGGAGAAAGACUGCAGCUUUUGCUGGAACAGGCGAAGCAACUAGAGGCGGAGGAGGAUUUCGCCAUCAGGGCCAAUUCGGAUAUAGCCCAACUAUGUGCGGAAAGUAUUUUCUGGUGGCGUCGAGUACUCCUGGCCUCCAGAUCCUCCACAGCGGUUCACACACUCUUGGCCAGAAAGCAUCAUAUAUUAAGAGUGCGAAGAUUUGCCGAAGGUUUCUUUGUGCUGGAGCAACCGCGUCAUGCGGCGGCAGCUGGUUGCCAGGAUCAGGCGAAUGGCUCCCCCUCACCUGGUCACUGCCAGGGUUACGUGGCCAUUGCAGAGUUGGCCAGGAGGAGUCGCUACCUGCAAUCCCUGCCUCCCUUGCCCGUUCAUUGUACGCCCAUCGAUGGAGAUGCCUCCUCGUUACCUUUGAUCUUUGAGGAUCGCUAUGUGGCGCCCAAUAGCAACUAUAGCAGGCGAAGAUCGGGCAGUGAUCCCCAGCUGGAGGAGGGCCAUCAACCUGCAGGAGGUGGUAACUCAAAUCCAAAGAAAAAGGUGGACAAAACCCACUCGAGCAGCAGUUUGAAUGGGAUUAAGGACUGUCUGGCCUGCCAUUUCGACUACGAUUAUCCGCAAACGAAUGGCUCGGGAGGACCAGCUCAUCCGCAUGCCAAGUGUGUGAUUACCCCUAGAUUCGCCUUGGGUGGUGAGGUGCUCCAGGCCAGUCUAACCAUUGCUCCCAGUAAGGAGGCACCUCUGGAAGUGGCUCCCCCAUCCACACUGCGUCACAAUCUGUCCAGGCAUUCGGUCACCGGGUUGCUAGAGGAUCUGGACCUAGAUUCCAAUCUACCAGCGAGACACAGUAAAUCCCUGGAUCAACUGGACGGGUGUGAUGGGUUAAUAACCAACCCGGUUACCCUGACCAAUAAUCAUACGCUACCGCGUCUCCAGGCGGAUGAUCUGAUGAGGAACAUCUGUGAGUUUCGUCAGAGGUACGGAAAGUUCGACUAUCUCCAUGAGAUCAAGCUGCUCAAUCCUCCCAAGCAACAGGUGGUGGUUAGUCAACCACAGAACCACUGUACUAAUGGCUAUAACUCUUUACCGAAGUCUAUGGUUCCUCCGAGGAACUCCUAUCCAGGAGGAGGAGUUCCUCCCACCCAACACACCACCAUGCCCCGGAGCAGUUCCUCCCAGAUCCCUCGAGCUGUGGAGAUUGCCAGGGUGCGGGUGUCCGACAUCAAGGAGAUGCUGCGCCAGGGUCAGUUGAGGAAGGAGUCGAGCAGUUCCGAGAGCGACAUGAUGCAGAAGCUCCAGAUGCUGAGUUCGAACAGUGUGCCCUUUCGUUUGGAGGGAGCAAACAGUAAUAACAAUACCACCACCAGUAGUGAUCCGAAUACCAGUGGUUUCAGCGAAUCCCUGCCUAAUCUGGCUCCCCCUCCGGAAUUCGAUUCGGAUUCGCAGUUGAGGAGGCAGAGGAGCAACUCCACUUCGUCGCUGAGCGAGGAGAGUGGCUGGGUGAGCAGUCGGAGGAGCUCGUUGGCCAUCUCCAGUCCAGAUACCAUCACCAGUACGGGUUUAACCAAUAGACAGAGGCAUACCCAACUGAAUUUAGGCAUGGGUAUGGCCAUAGAAACUAGAUUAAAUGGCGAGCAAUUGAGAUUGAGACUCCAGAAGGUCCUGGAGCAACAGCAACUCCAGCAGCAACAUCCUCACAAGACCAGAAAAAGGCAAGCUGUGGGUUCCUCCAGUCAAAGUAGAACACCUGCCCGCCAGCAGAGCGAAAUGCACAAGAAGAUCUCCUCGGUGACGGUGAAUAUCAAGAGGGAGCGAUCUCGUUACCAGUUGGAUCGACUGCGUCAACUGCCCAAUGGUGAGUCCACGGAGGUGGAGGAGAUGGAGCCACCGCCCAGGAGGAAUCGUCAUAAGGCGACGACAACCUCCACCUGCGAGAAAUCCAAAUCCGACUUCGAUAUCACAAGUCUGAAGGACAUUCAACCCCUGGAUGCAGUGUGUCUGCCGCCUCCCCAGCAGUUUCAGGAUCAGGAGCAGCAGGAAAUGGGUUUGGUCCUGGCUCCACCGCCACCCGAUGAGUUCCGAGAUCCGCCACCCGAACCAGCUCCUGCUGCACUUCCUCCUCAGCAGACGGGAAAGACCAAGGCUAUCAUACCCUGUCAUAUAACACCACCUCCUCUGAAGGAACGACAACCCAUAGGUGCUAUAGAUAAUCCAGUUUACCACAUCUACGAGUCACUGCGUCCCAUCUCCACGCCAGCGAUCUUUAGUAACAAACCUGUGCUCAAAUCCCAUAGCCUCGCCGAGUUGAAGAGACCUUUGAAUCAAACUAAUCCCUCACUUAACCACCAAUGCAAAUCCCACACCACCAAUGGCAAUGGUUUGGAGAAUGGCUUAGACCACGAACAGGAUGAAAACAAGGAGAACUCCAAUGGUCAGGUGACUAGGACUUCGAAACAGGGACACAGUUCCAAUCCGAAUCCCAGUUCGAAACACAAACGGAAGGGAGGAGGACACACCACCGUAGUUCAGGAGGCUCCUCCCAGCAUCUCCCUGCUGGAAUUCGAAAAGUAUCGAGAGGAGUUCCGAAAACAGAUCAAAUACCAGGGUAGCAUCUACUCCGACUACGUUCAGUUGGCCUCGGAACUGCCCUACUUCUAUAUAAGUGAUGAGUACCGCGCUUUUUCGCCCAAUGGAAUGCACCUGGUCAUCUGUGUCCAUGGUUUGGAUGGCAACUCGGCGGAUUUGAGGCUGGUGCGUACUUAUUUGGAACUGGGAUUACCAGGUGUUAACCUGGAGUUCCUGAUGUCGGAGCGGAAUCAGGGAGACACCUUCUCGGACUUUGACACCAUGACUGAUCGGCUGGUAACCGAGAUACUCUACCAUAUCGAUAGCUGCGCCUUGAAUCCCGCACGAAUCUCAUUUGUGGCCCAUUCCCUGGGAACAAUCAUUGUGAGGAGUGCUUUGGCCAGGCCACAAAUGAGACCCCUGCUACCACGUCUGCAUACCUUUCUCUCGCUAUCGGGACCUCAUCUGGGAACACUCUACAAUACGAGUGGAUUGGUUAAUAUGGGAAUGUGGUUCAUGCAGAAGUGGAAAAAAUCGGGAUCCCUGCUGCAGCUGUGCAUGCGCGAUACCACCGAUAUGAGGAAUAGUUUCCUGUACAGGCUGAGCCAAAGAAGCACCCUGCAUCAUUUCAAGAACAUCCUGCUCUGCGGUUCCAGCCAGGAUCGCUAUGUUCCGGCGCAUUCAGCUCGAUUGGAACUUUGCAAGGCGGCCAUGAGGGACAGCUCAUCGCUGGGCACCAUUUACAGGGAAAUGGUGCAUAAUAUAAUCGCUCCGAUUUUGGCCAGGCCUGAACUGACUUUGGCCCGUUUCGAUGUCCAUCAUGCUCUGCCUCACACGGCCAAUACUUUAAUUGGUCGAGCGGCUCAUAUUGCUGUUCUGGAUUCGGAGUUAUUUAUUGAGAAAUUUAUGCUGAUCGCAGGACUGAAGUACUUCAGUUAACCAGGUCACUAAGGAACCAAAAAUACUGCUGACUUUUAAACUGUCUUUAGGAGAGUUCUAGUACAGAAUCGCAAGGGUUUAUAG
Drosophila takahashii is the source of this 4931-nucleotide messenger RNA. RefSeq names its product protein FAM135A. Lineage: Eukaryota; Metazoa; Arthropoda; Insecta; Diptera; Drosophilidae. The record is from RefSeq and is a predicted model, not a curated record.